CCGGGCUGGGGGCAGCGCCAGGAUAAGGCAGCCGCGGCGGAGGCGGAGGAGGCUCGGGCUCCAGAGGCGUCGGCGGCUGCGGCCACCUCCCGCCCCCGAGAAGCAGACCCGUUCCACCUGGCCCCGGUGGCGGCCCAGCCUGGGCCUGGAGUGCUGAGGGCCGCACUCCCCAUCCCUGCCAUCAUCAUGUUCCAGGAUGCUGGAGCAGCCCAGGACACCAGCUCUCAUGAAGCCAAGGGCAGCCCUAGCGGCAGUACGGUGCAGCGCUCCAAGUCAUUCAGCCUUCGGGCACAGGUGAAGGAGACUUGUGCAGCAUGUCAAAAAACCGUCUACCCCAUGGAGCGUCUGGUGGCCGACAAGGUCAUCUUCCAUAAUUCAUGCUUCUGCUGCAAGCACUGUCACACCAAGCUCAGUCUGGGCAGCUAUGCAGCACUUCAUGGAGAAUUUUACUGCAAACCCCACUUCCAGCAGUUGUUUAAGAGUAAAGGCAACUAUGAUGAGGGCUUUGGACGAAAGCAGCACAAGGAGCUCUGGGCCCACAAGGAGGUGGCCAAUGGUACCAAAACCGCCUGAGGCCCUACAGAUGCUCUCUUCUUACCCGUGAUCCCAGGGGCCUUUGGGGUGGGGAGGAGCUUGGGAAAGAUUGAAUUGGGGGGAGGGGGGAAGGACACACUUGGGGCUGCUCAGCCUGGCCCAGCGAUGACAGGGGCUAACUUGCUGUCUUUUGCCUGCUGAGGGAGGUGGGGCUUCAGUGCUAGCCCUCUUUGUCCCAGGGGGCACUUCACUCCCCCUGGGACCCUCCAGUUUGAUUUCAUACCCCCUUCCCUCAGCAGGCCUCAGAGAUGCAGGCCCCAGGGAAGGAUUUCCCCCUAUCUUGGUGCCUUCUCUCCAGCUGGGAGUCAGCCUGCCCCACCACCUCUUCCAGGGUCCUGGGCUCCCCACUGCCAAUGAGGGCCCUGUGCCCCCUCUCCCCUCCCAUCUACCUCUGUCCACACCCUGGUUCUGAGUUACAUCUAAGACAUCUGGGAGAAAGGAGAGGCUAGGGUGCCACCUGUUGGCUAGUAAAGCACAGUGAUGAUGCCUGGGUGGGGUGGGGUGGGGUGGGGGGAAGGCUGAGGCCUCUAAAGGUACAGACCCUUGCAGUAAACCCAGGGAGAGCUUGGAAACAUACUUACCCCCUGGAAUCAGGGAAGAGGAACUAAAACAACCACUGCCAGGUUGUGAACUAUAAAGACUGGUUGUGGGACCAAAGUAGCCAGUCCCCCUUUGCCCCCUCUGCCCUACCCCCAUUGAACCCAUCUUGACUGUUGUGAUCCUAUUUUAAACAUGUACUCAAGAGUUUA
Messenger RNA from Dromiciops gliroides (monito del monte), 1343 nucleotides. It is a transcript of the gene LIMD2, whose product is annotated as LIM domain containing 2. Bases 187 to 573 code for a protein of 128 amino acids. Gene Ontology annotation, molecular function: actin filament binding. The transcript has 5 exons. Gene Ontology annotation, biological process: actin filament bundle assembly. Lineage: Eukaryota; Metazoa; Chordata; Mammalia; Microbiotheria; Microbiotheriidae. The record is from RefSeq and is a predicted model, not a curated record. Gene Ontology annotation, cellular component: plasma membrane; actin cytoskeleton.